Molecule: messenger RNA, 1272 nt
Organism: Lizanozyma spartinae
Lineage: Eukaryota; Fungi; Ascomycota; Pichiomycetes; Serinales; Debaryomycetaceae
Exons: 1
Coding region: 1-1272 (423 amino acids)
Source: RefSeq, a predicted model, not a curated record
AUGUACAUUAUUCCCUUUCUUUUCAUACUACUGUUAUCCUCCUGUUGCGAAGGUGGCUGGGUCUUCCAAGACAACAAGAAGAAUGCAUGCAGCGAUGGAUAUAAGCGCUCCAUAAUAUUCCCCUUUACCGGGUUCAAAAUAGACCGAGUAUAUAAAUGGACGGGUCUUUUCCCGCCAACCAAUAGUGCCUUUAUAUCUAUCACUCAUUGUGUGGAAGGGAAGGUGGACUACGAGAAGUAUUUCCCCAUAGACGACGAGGAAGGUAACCAUUUCUGGAGGCAAGCAUUCUGUGUACUACAAGCACCACCAAAAGAUCCCUUAAACUACCGAACAGCCGACACGGUUAAGAACAUCGAACUCAGUGGGAAAAUAAGUGCCUCCAACAUUGAAUACAAACAAGAGACUUCGUUGUUGGUCAAAGUUGGCAAUCUCUUACGGAAAAAGGUGGAUGGAGUAUUGGAGAAAACGUUUCAACUGGGGUUCAUCAAUUAUUCCGGUAAGAAGCUGUCGGAUCAUUUUGAAGAUAUUCUUUCCUCCACGCCUGAAGCUUCGUUGGCUUGGGCUUUAAGAGAUUUGGCUUGUUAUAAGUUUGCCCGAAGGAAGAGAUACGCCGAACGAGAUCUACAAUUUUAUAUUCCCUCCACGUUUGUUGGAGGAAUGUACCAAUAUUCCGUUCCGGAUAAAAGUCUAAAGAACCACGUAGAUAAUAACGCUUUCAUUCCAGACAUAAAGUCCUUGGCCAUGCCCUUAGAUAUUCCGCUUACAGACAAAAGUUUGCUCGUCCCCAUAGGUCCAGUCAUCGCACAAGACAUUACGUCGCAGUCGGUCACAUAUAACAUCAACCCUUUUGUUGGACCCAUUGCGUUGACCCACAGAGUUCCGUAUCUUGCCACUGCCACACCAUGGGACUUACGGUUCAGGUUAUCGGAUACUCCAGACGUUUACAAGCGGAAGUGGGCCGCAUUAAUUGAUGUGUUUGAAGAGUAUAGUUUUUCCGAAGCCGACGCCAAUAUCGUCGCCCUGGCACUAAGUGCUUCGGCCAAUUGGUUCCACCAAAUCACCAACCCGCUUGAAAUGGAAAAACUCAUAGCCAACAAUAAGGCACAGAUUGCAAAGCUUCACUUGAAGAAAGACAUGAUCAUUGAAAUGGCUGGAAGAAUGUCGCUUUUCCAGAAAGGUGCGGUUCUAUUAGGUGGAUGGAACCGUACGACUUCAACGGCGACAUUACACCAUCUUCAAAGGCCUUGGGACCAACUACAAGACAAAGACUAA